GGUUUUGGUAACACCGGCUGUUUGGCAUGUAUUCGCGCUUGACGCUUUGGACUGUAGCCUGAAGUAUACUUUUAAUAACUAUACUUUAUUAAAUCUAUCUUUAAACAAACAUCCUUAAAGUGUUGUUUGAAUUCACCAACGAAUAUGAGAUCAGGUGUCACUACAGUCUUAUUCUAGGGAUGAACUUUGGAUUAGUACACGCCCCGAAUCCGGGGACAAGUGAGUGAGCACAACACAGCAGGUCGUUGGGAUAUGUUUGUGGCUGCCUUAUUCAGAAGAAGUUUUGAUUUUUGUUACGGAAUAUUCACGAUAUGCAGUGUGUACGAAGACAACCAGCGCGGACCAAAUCUCAAGAGUCCUUAUACCGAGCGCAGAUGAAAACAACCUCGAGAAACAACAUGAAACGUCUCGGUUUGGAGGGUGACGGGGAGCUGCAGUUCCUGAUGAAUGGCGGAGAUCUUGUGAAAGUCCGUUCGGGAUCAUGGAAAAAGACACGCUACUACAAACUACAGGAGGACUGCAAGACCAUGUGGCAUGAAUCCAAAAAGACCUUGAAGUCCAAACAGACAUUCUCUGUUGAGGACAUUGACGAGGUACGAACAGGUCGGCAUACGGAGGGUUUGAGGAAAUACACAGAGGAUUCAGUGGAGGGUCGAGCGUUCUCCAUCCUGUUUAAGGGCCGACAGAAGGGCCUGGACCUGAUCGCCAGCUCUGAGGAGGAAGCCAAGAAGUGGGUCGGCGGUUUGGAGAAGGUCAUCUCAAACAUAAAGAACCUCACUCCUCAGAAGAAAACAGAGCACUGGAUCUACAGCUGUUUGCGUAAAGCAGAUACAAACUUUGAUAACAAGAUCAGUCAGAAAGAGAUGAAGAGCUUUCUACAAGACAUCAACAUUGAGGUGGAUGAAGACUACGCUGAAAUGCUCUUUCAGAAAUGUGACAAAUCAAAGUGCGGAUUCCUGGAGGGCAAGGAGAUUGAGCAUUUCUAUGAAAUCCUGACACAAAGAGAGGAGAUUGAUGUCAUCUAUGGAGAGUAUGCAAAGACAGAUGGUCUCAUGAGCGCCGCUGACCUGGUCAACUUCCUGUUGAAUGAACAGAGAGAAGACGUGUCUCAGAAUGAUGCCCUUCAGCUUAUUGAGAAAUAUGAACUUGAUGAAAAUGCCAAAGCCAAACAGCAAAUGACAAAGGAUGGCUUCCUCAUGUACUUGCACCAGCUGGAGGGGCUGAUCUUUAACCCGGCUCAUAAAGGUGUUUACCAGGACAUGAACCAGCCUCUCAACCAUUACUUCAUCUCCUCCUCUCACAACACAUACCUGCUGGAGGACCAGCUCAAAGGACCCAGCAGCACUGAGGCAUAUAUAAAAGCACUUCUGAAGGGCUGCCGCUGUGUGGAGUUGGACUGCUGGGAUGGAUCAGAUGGAGAGCCGGUCAUUUACCAUGGAUACACUCUCACCUCAAAGGUCCUCUUCAAAGAUGUGAUCAAAGCCAUUCAAGAAUAUGCCUUUAAGACGUCUGAGUAUCCUGUGAUCCUAUCUUUGGAGAACCACUGCAGUGUGGAGCAGCAGAAGAUCAUGGCUCAGCACUUGAUCUCCAUCCUGGGUAGUGCUCUGGUCACCAAACCCCUCGGAGAUCAGAUGCCGACAUGCCUCCCUUCCCCAGAGGAGCUCAAAGGCCGGUUCAUAGUCAAAGGGAAAAGACUAGACAAACUUGAGGACAUGUUUGCAGAAGAGUCCAAAACAGCAGAGGAAGAAAGUGUAACGGAGGAAGAAGAUGAUGAAGGUGAUGAAGAAGACCAGGAAAAGAAGUCUAGUAAAACAAAGUCGCUGAAGUUGGCGAAGGAGCUGUCUGAUAUCGUGAUCUAUUGCAAGAGUGUCCACUUCCGUGGGUUUGAGGAUUCCCGGGACAAGCAGUCCUUUUAUGAGAUGGCCUCCUUCAAAGAGGGAAAAGCUGUGAAACUGGCGGAGGAAUCAGUGAACGAUUAUAUCCGUCACAAUAUAGACAAACUCAGCCGGAUUUACCCAGCAGGACUGAGGACGGACUCCUCAAACUAUAACCCAGUGCCUCUGUGGAACGCAGGCUGUCAGAUAGUGGCCCUUAACUUCCAGACGCCCUGCCCAGAGAUGGAUCUGAACCAGGGGCUCUUCCUCCAGAACGGACAGAGUGGUUACAACCUCAAGCCUUCUUACCUACGAGACCGAGACACUAAAUUUGACUCAAUGACUCUUCCCGAUGGACCGUGGUUAAAGAAUAAGACUCUUCAUGUGAUGGUGAUCACAGCCCAACAGUUACCCAAAGUGAGCAAAAGGAAGUCCUCCAUUGUUGAUCCCAUUGUGAAAGUGCAGAUCUAUGGUGUGCCGGCCGAUACUGCUGCGAUGGAAACGCUGUACAUUGAGAAUAACGGCUUCAACCCCAUGUGGAAUGAGAACUUCCAGUUUGAUGUGCGUGUGCCAGAUCUAGCCCUUGUGCGCUUUUUGAUUGAGGACUACGACUCCGGUUCGAACAAUGAAUUUAUUGGCCAGUACACACUUCCCUUUAACAGCCUAAAGAAUGGAUAUCACCACGUGCCACUACUCAAUAAGAAUGGAGACCACCUUUCCUCCGCUGGACUGUUCGUUCACAUCAUGGUUGUGGAUGCUGAAUAACACAUGAUUUAUACUGUAUCUGAGAUGAUGAUGAUAUGUGGAAGGGUCGGCAAAAAAUGAGGCAGCUUGAGUGAUUCUAAUGGGUAAAUGAGAAAUUGUGCGAAUAGAGCAACUUUUCUGAAGUUGUGAUGAUGAUGAUCUCGCAUAUCAAUAACUUUUUGUACUUUUUGCAGUUUGUAAAAUACAUUUAUACAUUUUAGUAUGCCAAAUAGAUUACUUAACAUUGAGUGUCAAUCUUUAAGAUUAGUUAAACUGAACAGUUUUUAGAUAUUCAGAUUUUAGCAGAGGAAUAAUUUGAUGGUGGAAUUACCGCUUCAUCCUCUGGGUAGUUUCUCUAGAUACAUGUUUUUAAGCCUGCUUUAGACUUUAUAUCUUUGUCUUAUACGUAGUUACAUACCACAUGCAAGUUAUGUCAUUAUUAAAUAAAUGAGGUACUUUAAAUGCCAUGAUACUCAUAAAAUCAGUGUUUUUGAUCAAACACAUUGCCAACUGUAAACAUCCAUGUUAAGGUGAAAUAAAUGUAAGU
This is a messenger RNA of Onychostoma macrolepis, 3165 nucleotides long. It is a transcript of the gene plcd1b, whose product is annotated as phospholipase C, delta 1b. The transcript has 15 exons. Gene Ontology annotation, biological process: lipid metabolic process; phosphatidylinositol-mediated signaling. The coding region runs from base 312 to 2639 and encodes 775 amino acids. Gene Ontology annotation, molecular function: calcium ion binding; phosphatidylinositol-4,5-bisphosphate phospholipase C activity. The record is from RefSeq and is a predicted model, not a curated record. Lineage: Eukaryota; Metazoa; Chordata; Actinopteri; Cypriniformes; Cyprinidae.